GCAUUUUUAUGGCCAGAGGACCUGGCAAGUUUUUUAAAGUUUUUGUCUUUUUCAAAUUUUAAAUCGCUAGAAAAUAAAGGUUCCGUUUUUGUUUAUAAGUUGGUUGGAGAGUUUCCAAAAGUUCCCAACUUUCGAAUUUCUAAAAUUAAAAAUAUUGGGGGAAGGGAAGAAGUUAUUCAAAAAAGAACCCAUUCUUUAAACGAAUGCACUUAUAAUUAAUUUUUAGCUUUCAAAUCUGGAUAUAAAGGUGGACCAUUAGAAAUAGUUGAUAUUUAUCAGUUAGUUCUAAAUAUGCUUGGAGUUGACCCAUGCCAUCCAAAUAAUGGAAGUUGGGAAAGAGUUUCAGAAUUUUUAUCUGAUGAACUUGAAGAGAGGUCAUAUCAACCACAAAAUUUUGGUAUAAGGAAUUCAAAGCCUAUUACAUUAUUAUUAGUUGUGAUAGAAAUAUUAUUAGUUUGUAAUUUUAGUUUUUACUUUUUACCUACAGAUUUAUUCUAA
Meloidogyne enterolobii is the source of this 498-nucleotide messenger RNA. The record is from the annotation of a GenBank genome assembly. NCBI's taxonomy places the organism in Eukaryota, Metazoa, Nematoda, Chromadorea, Rhabditida, Meloidogynidae.